GGUAUAUAAGGCGCUUCUGACACCACCUGCCUCUAGUGUACUUCAGACUCAGGAUACGACAGGAUCUGUCCCUUCUGAUCCACCUGCACAACCAUGUGUGACGACGAAGCUACAGCCCUUGUUGUGGACAACGGUUCUGGGAUGGUAAAAGCCGGCUUCGCUGGCGAUGAUGCUCCCCGAGCUGUGUUCCCCUCCAUCGUCGGCCGACCUCGUCACCAGGGUGUGAUGGUCGGCAUGGGUCAGAAGGAUGCCUACGUCGGCGACGAGGCCCAGAGCAAGCGAGGUAUCCUGACUCUCAAGUACCCCAUCGAGCACGGAAUCAUCACCAACUGGGACGACAUGGAGAAGAUCUGGCACCACUCCUUCUACAAUGAACUCCGCGUUGCUCCUGAGGAAUCCCCCGUCCUGCUCACUGAGGCUCCCCUCAACCCCAAGGCCAACCGUGAGAAGAUGACCCAGAUCAUGUUUGAAACAUUCAACACCCCUGCCAUGUACGUGGCCAUCCAGGCUGUCCUGUCCCUGUACGCCUCUGGCCGUACUACUGGUAUCGUGCUCGAUACUGGUGAUGGUGUUACUCACACCGUCCCUAUCUAUGAAGGUUACUGCCUUCCCCACGCCAUUCUGCGUCUUGACUUGGCUGGCCGUGACUUGACAGCCUAUCUAAUGAAGAUCAUGACUGAGCGUGGCUACUCCUUCACAACAACAGCUGAGCGAGAAAUCGUUCGCGACAUCAAAGAGAAGCUUUGCUAUGUAGCUCUUGACUUCGAAAAUGAAAUGAAUUUAGCUGCUGCCUCCUCUUCCCUCGAGAAAUCGUACGAGCUUCCCGACGGUCAGGUCAUCACCAUCGGCAACGAGCGCUUCCGCUGCCCCGAGUCCCUCUUCCAGCCUUCCUUCCUGGGUAUGGAAUCUGUCGGCAUCCACGAAACCGUUUACAACUCCAUCAUGAGGUGCGACAUUGAUAUCAGGAAGGAUCUGUUCGCCAAUAAUGUGCUGUCUGGCGGCACCACCAUGUACCCUGGUAUUGCUGACCGCAUGCAAAAAGAAAUUACUGCCCUGGCUCCUUCUACCAUCAAAAUCAAGAUCAUUGCUCCACCAGAGCGCAAAUAUUCUGUCUGGAUCGGUGGCUCCAUUCUGGCAUCCCUUUCUACCUUCCAAGCCAUGUGGAUUACUAAAGAAGAGUAUGAUGAAUCCGGACCUGGCAUUGUCCAUCGCAAGUGCUUCUAAAAUGUACAUAUAAUGAUUAAUAGAUUCAGACUACACAAGAAAUAUAUUUUUUGGAUAAAUAAACAAUUGAAUGUGAUAUCUGCUAAGAUAUCUUUCACAGCUGAAAGUUUCACGUUAUUCUUUUGUUAUCUUUCUUGCAUUUCUAUUUUUGAAGUUAUAUAUAUUUCAAUAUUUCCAAACAUACGUUCAUUUAACACAAAUAUUAUUCUUUCAGUCCCUUAUAUAUAAGAAACUUGAAUAUACUAUACCUAAAACGUGUCAGAAUAUUUUCUAUGUUAGAUUUUGGACAAAGCUAUUCGAUCAAAUAUAUGUAUUACCAGUGACUGACCAUAUAAUUAAAGUAACCUCUCACUUAAUUAGAUAUUUUAUUAUGAUGCUAUUUUUAAAUGUACAGCUCGUUUAGGUUCCUUCAGUGAUUCAUAAAAAUCACUACAUUAAAUCUAGCCUCAUGACCAACAGUCACAGAAGUGCCACCUCCUAUGUGCUGAAGUUGAUAUUCCCCAGCCCUUCACCUAUGAGCACCAAGCCAAGCUUUUCAACUUUCAUUAUCCGAACCGUUGUAAACAAAUACAUGCAUGCACAUGAAUCCAUACAAUUUUUUUUUUCAUAUGUGAGAUAUCUUACUAAAAUUUAUCAUCGAUUGAA
Scylla paramamosain (green mud crab) is the source of this 1869-nucleotide messenger RNA. Its product is annotated as actin-3, muscle-specific-like. The record is from RefSeq and is a predicted model, not a curated record. The transcript is spliced from 2 exons. Bases 94 to 1224 code for a protein of 376 amino acids. NCBI's taxonomy places the organism in Eukaryota, Metazoa, Arthropoda, Malacostraca, Decapoda, Portunidae.